Oppiella nova is the source of this 1803-nucleotide messenger RNA. The record is from the annotation of a GenBank genome assembly. NCBI's taxonomy places the organism in Eukaryota, Metazoa, Arthropoda, Arachnida, Sarcoptiformes, Oppiidae.
AUAUACGAUGGCAAUACCCCGGUGCUAGUGGUGGCCAAACCAGACCUAAUCAAAGCAAUUCUGGUGCAAAACAUUACUGAUUUCCGCGACCGGAGACCCCGACGACUGACGCAUCCAAUCCUCUCAAAAAAUUUGUUUCACAUACCGGGCCACGAGUGGCGGCGCCUCCGGGCGAUCGCGAGUCCGACAUUCAGUUCAGUAAAACUGCGCAAAAUAUAUGAAAUGAUGAGACAGUGUCUGCGGGACCUCAUGGAUCAGGUGCUGGAGGUGCGGGCCGUUGAGGGACAGACACUUGAUUUGCUGGAAACACACGGCAGCUAUACGAUGGACGUGAUCGGCACCGUUGCCUUCGCCACCAAAACCCAGCCCUACAACAACCCCGACAACCAAUUCGUGAGAUGUGCCGCCGCUUUGGGAGAUCUCAAUGUUUUGGGCGAAAUACUGGCCAUACUUUUACCCAAAUUUGUUUGCCGUCUAUUGGGCUAUAAGUCGAGUAAUAAUGAAAGUAAUAAUGAAUUCCUGAUGAAUGCCAUCAAACAUGUUAUAAGACAACGAACGGCUGAACCAAAUAAGGUGGAGGCGGUGGUCGACCCGACCGGUGAGAUCGGUUACGACGACUUGACUCGACUGCCCUUUUUGGACGCCGUGCUGUCGGAGUCCCUACGGAAAUACCCGCCGAUUGUAAUGUUGAGCCGACAGGCAGUGAACGACUACACAAUACCCGACUCGGGAAUUGUGAUCCCGAAGGGACAGCACAUUGAGAUACCUGUUUAUGCUGUACACCAUAAUCCAGAAUAUUACCCAAAUCCAGAGAAAUUUGAUCCAGAUAGAUUUAUGCCAGAAAAUAGAGACAAAAUCAAGCCCUACACAUACCUGCCCUUUGGUGCCGGUCCUCGCAAUUGCAUUGGUAUGCGAGUGGCGCUAAUGGAGGCCAAACUAUGUAUCGCACAUCUGGUCAGACGGUAUAUACUGUUCCCCACUAAUGAGACACCCGUUCCCAUUAAAUACAGGGCUGGGAAGUUGAUAUUAGCCACUGAUAAACUAGAAAUAUGUAUGUCUCGAGUGAGUGAUAGAAACCGAUUGAUAGGCUUCUCGUGUAGUAAUCACUACAUAAUCACCAGAAGUAUUGCAUUCAAGUCCUACACAUACCUACCCUUUGGUGCCGGCCCUCACAAUUGCAUUGGUAUGCGAGUGGCGCUAAUGGAGGCCAAGCUAUGUAUCGCACAUCUGGUCAGACGGUAUAGACUGUUCCCUACGGAUGAGACACCCGUUCCCAUCAAAUAUAGAGUUUUAAAAAUAGUAUUGGUUUGCCAUCAGGUUAUAGUUGGCAUUAAAAAGCUUGACAUAUCGUACGUGGCUAAUACCAACUUCCCAACCCUGUAUUUAAUGGGAACGGGUGUCUCAUUAGAGGGGAACAGUGUAUAUCGUCUGACCAGAUGUGCGAUACAUAGCUUGGCCUCCAUUAGCGCCACUCGCAUACCAAUGCAAUUGCGAGGACCGGCACCAAAGGGCAGCAUAAACAGGUAUCUCAAUGUGCUGCCCCUUCGGGAUCACAAUUCCCGGGUCGGGUAUUGUGUAGUCGUUCACUGCCUGUCGGCUCAACAUUACAAUCGGCGGGGACUCCGACAGCACGGCGUCCAAAAAGGGCAGUCGAGUCAAGUCGUCGUAACCGAUCUCACCGGUCGGGUCGACCACCGCCUCCACCUCUUCGUAGAUCCGGUCCUGUAUUUCGGGAUUCAUUGCCAACUCAUAGGAGCAGAACAUCAGUGUAUUGGCGGUGGUGUCAUAACCGGCCAAAAUGAA